CCCGGAAAUACUCGCUCAGCUCCAAAACGGGAACCCUCCUUCCAGAAUUCCCCAGCACACAGCACCUCAUCGACCAGAGUUGCAUAGCCACAGACAAGGUGGACACUCUCAUCAUGAUGUACAAAACUCACUGCCAAUGUGUGCUCGACAACGCCAUCAAUGGAAACUUCGAUGAGAUCCAGCAUUUUUUAUUACACUUCUGGCAAGGGAUGCCCGACCACCUCCUCCCCUUGCUCGAAAACCCAAUCAUUGUUGAUAUUUUCUGCGUCUGUGACUCAAUUCUGUACAAGGUUCUUACAGACGUCCUCAUUCCCGCUACAAUGCAAGAGAUGCCUGAGAGCUUACUAGCAGACAUAAGGAAUUUUGCGAAAAAUUGGGAGCAGUGGGUCGUUUCGUCCUUGGAGAACCUGCCAGACACCCUCAGUGCUAAGAAGCUCCCAAUCGCCCGGAGAUUUGUGUCUUCAUUGAAACGGCAGACUUCCUUCCUGCACUUGGCACAGAUUGCCAGACCCGCCCUCUUUGACCAGCAUGUCGUGAACUCCAUGGUGGCUGACAUAGAAAAAGUUGACUUGAACAGCAUUGGCUCCCAGGCUCUCCUCACGGCCUCCAGCGGUGCAGAUCCUCAAUGUGAAGUCUAUACGGAAAACGACUCCAUAUCGGUGUUCCACGAACUGAAGGAUCUGCUGAAGAAGAAUGCGACUGUGGAGUCCUUCAUCGAGUGGCUGGACACUGUGGUGGAGCAAAAAGUGAUCAAGACCAGCAAGCAGACAGGGAGGUCCCUGAAGAAGAGGGCCCAGGACUUCCUCCUGAAGUGGAGUUUUUUCGGGGCCCGAGUGAUGCACACGCUCACCCUGAACAAUGCAUCCAGUUUUGGAUCCUUUCACUUGAUCCGCAUGCUGUUGGACGAGUACAUUCUGCUGGCCAUGGAGACUCAGUUCAACAACGACAAAGAGCAGGAGCUCCAGAACCUGCUGGACAAAUACAUGAAGAAUUCAGAUGCCAGUAAGGCUGCCUUCACCGCCUCCCCGAGUUCCUGCUUCUUGGCCAAUCGCAACAAGGCCGGCCUCCUGGCUGCCGACGCUUCGGUCAAGAACGAGUGUCUCGCGGAGACCAACUAUGCACCUCUGCCUUCCGGCCAGCAUGGCGGCCUGCCCUCUGUGCUUCCUGCCUUCCCGGAAGGGGAAGCUGAGGCAUUGCAGCUCCCAGGUCCCAUGGAGAUUCCUCAGGGCACCGUCCCCCUGGGGACCCCCCCAGUCUCCCCAGCCAUGGCCAGCAGAGGAAGCGUCAUCAGCCAGGGGCCCGUGGCAGGGAGGCCACAGAGCGUGGAUCAAGGGCUCCCAGCACCAGCUCACUGCCCUGCCUACCUGGAGCCCACCUAUCAGACUCUCCCACCAGCCAGCCAGGGCUAUUUUGGGGCAGGUCCUGGCUUCCAAACCGUGUUCAGGGCCCAGUCCCACCCACCGCCAGCCACUUACCACCAGCCCAGGGCCGAGCCCGGCCGCUUCAUGACCUUGAGUGACCAGCAGCUGCCCAGGGAGUAUUUCGGAAGCAGCUGCACAGCACCUCCCUACCACGGCCGCUCACCGCCACACUACGGCCCACCCCCCAGCGUUCCCGAGCCCCAUGGUGUCCCAUACAUGAAUUCGGGAACCUUCAACUUCCUGAGCAACGCCAUGCCUGGGAACUGCCAGGGAUCUACUUACCCGCCCAACACGCCCAAUGGAUACUACGGCACCAACGUGAGCUACCCCGAGCCGCCCAGGCUGGGCUCGAUGGUCGACCAGCAUGUUUCUGUCAUCAGCAGCGUGAGCAGCCUCCGCUCCCUGCCUCCAUACAGCGACAUCCACGACCCGCUCAACAUCCUGGAUGACGGUGGGAGAAAGCCAGCUACCCCCUACUACGCAAACCCCUCGCCCUGCGGAGGCUGCCGGACUCCAGCAGGAACUUCCGGCCUGCCUGCUGCCAUUCCCUCCUCUUCCUCUUCCUCUUCCUCCUCCUCCUCCUCCUCGCAGUGCAUGUAUGGACCCUCGGCACAGUACCCCUCCCAGCCUCCGCUGGACCCCCACAGCCCGGAAGGCCGGGAAAUGGUUUCGUCUUUACCACCGAUCAACACCGUGUUCAUGGGUGCGGCUGCCGGGGGCACCUAGGCCAAUGGAAACCAUGUUAAAAUCUCUUAGUUCCAGGAUAUUAAGCCUCAUUCUCUUUCAGUCCCGUGAGAGAGGACGACAGCCCAUCCUGAAGGGGAUUGGGCACCGCUCCCUGGCCCGAUGCUGUUACUGGGAACAACUGGUUCCGGCUGCCAAGCAGUCACAGAUGAGGGCAAACAAACCUCGCAGAGGUCGAAACCAGCUUCUUCUCCAGAACCAGUGCCUCCUCCAGUGCCAUCUUUUCUGGCACCAUUUCCUUCAGCGUCAUUUCCUCCAGAUGUCAUUUCUUUCAGCGCUGUCGCGUUUGGUGCCGUCUCCUCUGGCACCGUCUCCUUCGGUGACAUCUCUUCCAGCACCAUCUCCUCUGGUACCAUCUCCCUCGACGCCAUCUCCUCCUGUGCCAUCUCCUCUGGCACUGUCUCCUUUGGUGCCGUUUCUUCCAGCGCCAUCUUCUCCAGCACCAUCUCUUCCAGAGCCGUCACCUCCAGCUCCAUCUCCUCCAAUGCCAUCCAGUUGGGUCCAAAGGUUCAACGAAGAAGCACUGGGAUCCUCCUUCCUAUUUAUUGAAACGUUUGUGUCUGUGUCAUUCGCCUGGAUGUGCCAUUUCAGUUAGAGCCAAGGAGAAACACCGGACUCUUUAUUUAUUCUGACUGUUGGGUCGCUGUUUACACCUCCUGAUUGGCAGGGUCCAUGUUCUACCUCCUGUGGAAAUGUUUACAAGGCUGAGGUGAUUCCCCCUCCAUCCAGACCGACAAAGUUCCCAGGGGUUCGGCUCCCGCGGGGUCGUAUGCUGAUAACGGCUACCUGAAGGUGGCAGCCUAGGAAACAGAAUUGAGACUGUAGUGGUUUCUACUUGUUUAUAAGAAGAAGAAGAAAUAA
This is a messenger RNA of Ornithorhynchus anatinus (platypus), 3026 nucleotides long. It is a transcript of the gene RFX6, whose product is annotated as regulatory factor X6. The coding region runs from base 114 to 2147 and encodes 677 amino acids. Gene Ontology annotation, molecular function: DNA-binding transcription factor activity, RNA polymerase II-specific; RNA polymerase II cis-regulatory region sequence-specific DNA binding. Lineage: Eukaryota; Metazoa; Chordata; Mammalia; Monotremata; Ornithorhynchidae. The transcript has 13 exons. Gene Ontology annotation, biological process: regulation of transcription by RNA polymerase II. The record is from RefSeq and is a predicted model, not a curated record.